AUGGCUACAAAAGUGGAGACAGCAGCCAACCUGGGCAACACGGCGACCCUCUUCCGACUUACUCGAUCAGCAUCGGGCAAGAAACAGGUCACCCACUCUGUGCUGCGCAGCGCCUCCGCUUCGUCUAGCAUACUUCACGGCAAGCGGAUAUUGCUGCUAGAAAACGCCCCUAAGAAGUCCUAUGAAUUAAGUGAUGUGUAUGAAGCGCGCACAGUUGCUCUUAGCUGUGCUUCCCAGUCCAUGCUUCAAGACCUUAAUGCAUGGGAUUUUUUACAGUCCAAGCGUAUCCAACCUGUCAAAGCAAUGAAAGUUUGGGAAGAUAAGUCAGACGCAUUUCUUGUGUUUGAACGAGAUCCAUUAGCGCACAUUGUGGAGAAUAAUUUAGUGGUUGAGGCGCUUCGAAUCGUGGCCCAGCGUGCUCUGUGUCCGGUCUCCAUUGAAUACGAAGCUCACGUUGAUGGAAUCGAUCUGCCCAGCUCCGAUCGAUCCGAUCAGUUGGCCCGAGUACAUGUGCGAAGUAUGCGAACCAAGGACCCGUGGACCGUGGAAACCAAUCUUGUGGUACGCAAACUGUAUUGCGAUCGUUUUUUAGCCAUAAGUUUGAAGAGCUUGUGA
Echinostoma caproni is the source of this 615-nucleotide messenger RNA. The record is from the annotation of a GenBank genome assembly. Lineage: Eukaryota; Metazoa; Platyhelminthes; Trematoda; Plagiorchiida; Echinostomatidae.